AUGGCGCUGCAGUACGUGGAGGCGCAGCGGCAGGCGCGCCCGGACCUCGCCGACUGGUACGCCUCCGUCGCCGACCUCUACCAGCGGAAGCUAUGGCACCAGCUCACCCUCAAGCUCGACCAAUUCCUACAGCUCCAGGCCGCACAGACCGGAGACACUAUCAUUCAGCUCUACAACAAUUUCAUCACCGACUUUGAGACCAAGAUUAAUCUGCUCAAGCUUGCCCAUUUUGCGGUGAUAGCUUCUCGCCAGUACCCUGAUAAGGAUGCUGCAAUUACUUUCUUAGAGGGGGUGAUCACAAAGCUGCGUGAGACAAGAGAGUCGCGGAUUAAUGAACCAAUUCUCUAUGUGAAGAUGCAAAUUGCAGCUAUUAAUCUUGAGAAAGGAAACCAAAAAGAGUGCAAGAAUUUGUUGGAGGAUGGGAAAACCACUCUCGAUAGUAUGACUGAUGUUGAUCCCACAGUUCAUGCUAGCUUUUACUGGAUAUCAUCUCAAUACCACAAGGCCCGCCAAGAAUUUGCGGAGUUCUAUAAGAACGCUCUUCUCUAUCUGGCCUACACAACUGUGGAGUCUCUAUCUGAGUCAUUCAAGCUAGACUUGGCUUUUGAUCUUUCUCUAGCAGCCUUGCUGGGUGAUAACAUUUACAACUUUGGAGAGUUGUUAGCUCACCCGAUUAUCAAUAGUCUUAUUGGAACCAAGGUGGAGUGGGUUUAUCAUAUGUUACAAGCAUUCAACACCGGCAACCUUGCUCUCUACCAAGAACUUUGCAGGGUUCACAAUGCUGCUCUUACCACACAACCAGCUUUGGUGCAGAAUGAGCGGAAGCUGCUUGAGAAAAUCAAUAUUCUUUGUCUGAUGGAGAUAAUCUUUAGCCGGCCAUCUGAAGAUAGAACUAUUCCAUUAAGUGUUAUUGCUGAGCAGACUAAGCUUUCAAUCAGUGACGUGGAAUAUCUGCUUAUGAAGAGCCUCUCGGUUCAUCUUAUUGAGGGAAUAAUUGAUGAAGUGGACAGUACAGUUCACGUCUCGUGGGUCCAGCCCAGAGUGCUUGGAAUUCCACAGGUUAAGGCUUUGCGCGACCGCCUGGAUGCCUGGGUUGGAAAGGUCCAUACUACAUUGCUUUCAGUUGAGGCGGAAACCCCUGAUCUUGUUGCUGCGUAA
Messenger RNA from Miscanthus lutarioriparius, 1158 nucleotides. NCBI's taxonomy places the organism in Eukaryota, Viridiplantae, Streptophyta, Magnoliopsida, Poales, Poaceae. The record is from the annotation of a GenBank genome assembly.